Messenger RNA from Strongylocentrotus purpuratus (purple sea urchin), 5342 nucleotides. It is a transcript of the gene gns, whose product is annotated as N-acetylglucosamine-6-sulfatase. Bases 154 to 1929 code for a protein of 591 amino acids. Gene Ontology annotation, molecular function: glycosaminoglycan binding; N-acetylglucosamine-6-sulfatase activity. NCBI's taxonomy places the organism in Eukaryota, Metazoa, Echinodermata, Echinoidea, Camarodonta, Strongylocentrotidae. The record is from RefSeq and is a predicted model, not a curated record. Gene Ontology annotation, biological process: glycosaminoglycan metabolic process. The transcript has 13 exons.
AUGACUUUCUUAUUGCACCACCCCGCGAUCGUCGAUGACGCUGAGGUUUCGCAUUGUUAAGCUGAGAUUAAGGAUCUGAUGUUAUAUACUUUUCAAUCGUAGAGAUUGAAGAUAACAUUUUCUCUGUGUUUUAGCUUGAGUCGUUGGGGAGCAAUGAUGAAGUUGAAAGAAAUAUCAGCUAGCAUUUUGGUGCUUUUUUUUCACGGGUGCAUAAUUGCAUCGGCGGCCCGUGACGUCCAAUCCAGCCAGAGGAGGUGGCUAGCUGAUAACCAUGUCCCCGAUGAGACAUCUGCAGGUAUUAGGAUGUCUGCACAAGCCCAGCAUAGUAAACCAAACAUUGUAUUCAUUCUUACAGAUGAUCAAGACGUGACUAUGGAUGCAAUAAGUCCCAUGACGAAUACACUGAACAUGCUGGGGAAACAAGGAAUGACCUUCACCAACAUGUUUACAAGUAGCCCUCUAUGUUGCCCUAGUAGAUCCAGCAUCCUCACAGGCAACUACAUUCACAACCAUGGGGCUAUGAACAAUUCUAUCCAAGGAAAUUGCAGCAGUGUUGCCUGGCAACAGGGACCAGAGAAGAAAACGUUUGCCACAUACCUAAAUAAGGCUGGAUAUAGAACAUUCUUUGCUGGAAAGUACUUGAAUCAGUAUGGACAAAAAGAAGUUGGUGGCUUAGCACACAUUCCUCCUGGUUGGGAUGACUGGAUCGCACUGAAACUCAAUUCCGUAUACUACAAUUACUCGCUCUCUGUGAAUGGCAAGGAAGAGGUACAUGGAGAUGAUUACCAUAAAGAUUAUCUCACAGAUCUAAUCAACAAUAGAUCUAUGGAGUUCCUGCAGAAGCAGUCGGUAUCGAGUCCUUUCUUCAUGAUGAUGUCGACGCCCGCCUGCCAUUCACCUUUUGACUCCGCCCCUCAGUACAUGUCACACUUCACAGAUAAGAAGGCACCAAGGGGACCUAGCUUCAAUGUUCAUUCGGCUGACAAGCACUGGCUAAUAAGGAGAGCUGCAAACCCAAUGUCCAAUGCAUCUAUCACCUAUUUAGAUGACUCUUUCAGAAAAAGGUGGAGGACUCUUCUCUCUGUAGAUGACAUGGUGAAGAACCUUGUAACGCUGCUUACAACAAAAAAGAUGAUUGAUAAUACUUAUAUCAUCUUCUCCUCAGACAAUGGCUUCCAUCUAGGUCAGUUUUCACUUCCCAAUGAUAAGCGGCAGCUGUAUGAAUUUGACAUCAGAGUUCCUCUCAUCAUCAGAGGCCCAGGUAUCUCUCCUGGAACGACUAGCAAGCAGAUUGCUGUCAACAUUGAUAUCAUGCCUACCAUUGUUGAGAUGGCAACGGGAAGUGCGCCCUCUGAAGUUGACGGGAUCAGUCUCAUGCCACUCCUCAUAGCUAGGAAUGAGAGCAUGGCGUGGCGGGAGACAGUCCUGAUUGAGCACAGAGGAGAGGGCAAUACGACCAAUAACCCUGGCUGUAAAGACACAGUCAAUCUCUGUAUUCCCCCAAAUACCACAAAUGAAAUCACCACUGUUCCAUGGAGGCAAGAAAUCUUAAUCGAGCAUACUGGGGAAUGGAAGGCAACAGGUUAUCGUGGAUGUCCGCACACAGAGUUUCUCGAUACUUGCUACCCAUCUUGUGUUUGUGAAGACAGUCGAAACAACUCCUAUACAUGUCUGAGAAGCAUAGAUGAAGAGAACAGUACAAUUUACUGUGAAUUCAGUGAUACACAGAACUUCCAAGAAUUCUACAAUGUCACAGCAGAUCCACAUCAGCUGACAAACACCAUACACAAGCUGGAUCCCAAGUUCAUCACCUCCCAGAACGAGAAGCUAAUUGUACUGAGUAUGUGCAAAGGUCCAUCGUGCAGGCAGCUUAUACCACCACCACCAUCACCAAGUUCAAAACAUGGCAAUUCAAUCGAUGGAGCUUAAAAGGCCUGGUCAAAUCUCAACAAUAAUGAUAACGAUAAAUUGCUCCCAAAACGCUGUUGUCCUCUUGGAAAAAGCAUUGAAAAUCAUUGUUGUCGGUCAGAUUUCAACAAUUUAUGCUGAUGCUCCUCCUUUCAAUGAUUUGAUUGUCUUGUAGGGAUAGCUGGGCAAGGGAUUCUUUUAGGACAAGCCUCAAUGAUUUGAUUUGACAUCAAUUUUGAAGAAAAGAUGGGGCAAUGUCCAUAGGAUUUGAUUCACAGAACCAAAUUCUAUCGUCAUUCAAAUUAUUGAGGCAUGACCACUUUUAUGGUUAUCAUUAUCGUUAAGUUGAAUAGGCAAAUAGCAUAUGAUUAUUGCUAUUGUUGCAUUGUUGUGGCUAGUGAUGUAUUAAUUGAUACAGUCAAAACUGGAUAGAAAGGCUGUCUAAGGAAGACACUAAAAUGGUCUUUAUGGUAGGUAGUCUUUCAGUAUGUUCCUGUAAAACAGGUUUCAAUGAAAAUUACUGUUUGAAGGUGAAUUAAAAUGCAGCCUUUCUUGUGUGAAUGUCUUUAUGAUCAAGGCAUAUUGUGAAGUUUGCGCUGUUUAUUAUGUUCCGGCUCCUUUUGAAUCAUGAUUAUAUGUGAUUCAUCAAAAUUAAUGUAACUCUGCAAAGUAUUAGAAUGACUGAAAGGUUGCUUUAUAUUAAUGAAAAUGAAGGAGAUAUUUACUUGUAUUUAUAAAGAAGAAAAAAAGCUACACUCAUCUUAUAGCCAUUGCUAUUCCUGUAAAAACACUAAAAUAUUUUGCUGCAUUUCAUUUUCUUGAGUAUUUUGUUAUGAACAAAUGAUGCAAUCAUUACAAAUUUUGUGUUUUUACUGGUAUGUAAGGCAUUGCAGAUUGGGGUAUAAGAUAAAUUCAAAAUUAUUUUCAGCUUAAUGAAAGAUGUAAUGAUUAUGUGCAAACAAUGAGCAAUAUUAUACUUGAUAUAUUAUAAUUUGUUUUGUAUAUUGAUAUGCAUGAGUAAGCAAUAUAACAACUUAUUUUUUCAUGGUUAGUUGGGUACGGAAGUUUUUUUUUCUUCAUACCGCGUAUCCAAGCAACCGUGCACAUACCCAUUGUCUCAUUUGCUUAGCCACAUGCAUUUGACAUGGAAAGAUACGUGACUCAAAUUAAGAGGAAUGACUCCAAAAAAGAAAGGAAUAAGAUCACAAAACACCUUUCAUUACAUAAAGCAAAUAUCAAAUUCUUAUCGUCGUUCCAUAUGACAUAAAUAUAUUCUGUUCAAAUUCAGAAUUCCCUGGUCCUAUUUAUAGCUUGGCUUCGGCUUGUGUUCUUCGUUGAACUAUAACAUCAUAUCGGAAAUUCUGAAUUUGUCAGUUCAUAUGUUUCUCUGAAUUCCGGAGCAUUCAAUAAUUGUAUUAUACAUGCAUGUAAUUAUAUUUCAAGGUGAUAACAAGAAAGGAAUGAAUGUAAUCAAAUAAUCAAUCGUUUGGUAUAUUAUGAGGUUGAGACAUUAAAUCUCAUGUUACUCAGCAUUUGCAGUGCAUUUCUAUUCCAAUGUGAGUCAGUGUGACAUUAAUGUAUCAUUAAAUCAUUAAAUCAUUAACAGGUAUUUUAACUGAAAAUUCGGGCAGUUUGUCAUGUUAGUAUAAAUUAUCAUGUACACUGCUGUUCAUGUACACUGUUGUUGUAUGUAGUAUAGCCGAAUGAACUUUAUAUCUGCUUUUAUGUUUAUUUUCUAGAGGCUUUAUUAUGUUCUUUUCCUUGAAUGUCCUAAGCAGCUACCGUAUACUUUUAAAAGAUGCACAUAAAUGUAUCAUAUUCUACAGUUGAUGUGUUAACAGUAUAUCUCUGCACAGGUCAAAUCUGUUGGGACUGGACAAAAAUAGUUUGACUUAAUCAUGCAAAAUUUGACUUAGGAAGUGUAAAUAGCACAUGAUCUGUAAAGUUUGGUUGACUUACCAGUAGGUAAAAUGUUCAUAGAAUAUAACAAACGUAACUAGGUACAUCACAACAAAAUAGAUUGUAAACUUAUUAUUAUUAUUUGUUUACAUUUUACUCAAAGAAAGCUCUUUUCUUAUUUCUCAUGGAAGGAAAAGUUCCCUAGUUCAAUCCCCAGAUAGGCCCCCAAUUUUAAGGUUAGGGUGGUUUAAAAUCAUGUUGAAUCAUCUACCCCCUACCUUAAACAUUAUUGUAAUUUAAUUUAAUUGUUAUUUGUCAUACUUAUCAUUUACUUAGUUAUUCCUAUUUUCAUUUUAUUUUAUUAUAAUUUUUUUUUGGGGGUGGGUAUAUUUUUUUUUUAAGCAGAGAGGUUAUAAUAAAUUCAUUUUUUGAUUGAUUUUAUUGUCUAUGGUUUAAAUGUAUGUUUUAACUUGACUAUUGGAGAAAACAAUUGAUUAAGGUUAGAGGAGAUUUAUGGAGUGAAAUUCACGGAACCAUUCACUAUCGAAUGAUGUUAAGUGCCCUCAAAUUCUUGUCAUAUAUCUGUCACAUCAUUGUGCAUCAAACACAACUUUAUUUAUAAUUUUUUAGUGAUUAGUUUGCCAAUAUGUAUAUAUUAGGUGCUUAGAGGUUAUGAACCUCUGAGAUUUAACAAUAUAUAUAGUAACCAAUUGUAACAAAAUGUAAAAAGUGUGAUGGCUUGUAAAAUAUCUAUCAUCGUUAUUGUAUAAGCAAGUUCUGUAAUACAAUGUGUUUACAGUACAGUGGUAGCCGCACCAGGGAAAUUAGUAAUUUCACCAGCUUUCCAAAACUCUUCAGGAAAUAUAUAUGUUUUCUGUCAACUAUCAAAAACUAUCGGGUGGGGGUUGAAUAUUAUUACCGAUCACCUGUUGUAUGUUUUUAUUUUCCUUUAGAAUACAUAACUUCAAUGAUGCUUGUACAUUAGCUGACUAGAGGGUAGUGUCUCCCUUGUGCCGCCACUGUAUAUGUCACUCACAUUUGCAAUUUUUCUCUUUGUAUUUGUGAUGCAAACAUUAUAUAUUGUGUUCUGUGCCUAAACAAAGUUUAAGGUAUUGUACUUGUUAGUCAUAGAGAACUUGCACUCUCACUGCUCAGCAAAAUUAUUUUGAUAAUUCAUGAAUUUAUUAUUUUUGUAGAUUAGGACCCUGUCCUAUAAUAAUAAUAAUAAUAAUAGUGGGUUCUUGUAUAGCGCUCAUGCCAGUCAGAUUUAACCCUCCUGAGUUGUGAUUGAUCUGGAUUCAGUGAUGGCUACUUUGGCUUUUCCUCAAAUCAAUCUCAAACUCUUCUGUCUUAAUAGUGGAGAGUUGCAGUUGAUAUCAAGUUGUGAACAAUUUAAUUUAUAAGACAGGGCCGAGAUGUAUCAGAUUUAUUUAGACAUUCUAUGUCAGUUCCUGUCUCUAAAAUCGUUCAUGUUUAGUACUUGUCAAAAUGAUUUUCGAAUGUACACCAUUAAAUGCAAACCUAUUUUGAAUGGA